CUGUGGCUGCCUGCUAUCAUCGUUUUCCUGCCACCCCCAGGUGAGUGUUGCGGAUAUGAAUCAGAUUAAUGUCGGUUCAGUUUUCCCAAAUGAAACCCCACAGCACACAGCUUGGUCUACGUGAAAAUGUAGGACCAGACAUCUUACAAGCAGGAUGCUCAGGUGAUGAUGCCAGAGCCAGGUAAACUAUGGUUGUUAGCCAGGUAAAUUAUGGUUGUUGUCAACACGUGGUGUUGUGUCUCUGUGUUUAAAACAAUAACAUUGGCCCAAUUGCAGCUUAUUGCAUGUGUAAAAUGUAUUGUUGUCAACUUUUUUCAAUGUGUGUGGUCCUUUGUGGACCGUUUAAUUAGCCUAACUGUUUCAGUAAACUGAUUUCCCCUCCUUAUUUACCAUGAUUCACUGAAUAGCUCAGGAAUGUCUCUCCUUCCUGUACUUUGUAAGUAGGCUAUCAGCCAAGUUUAACCUUUUUUAAUCKCCUUGGCAAUUAGAUCAUGGAUCUGCAGGCUAAAAUUAAAUACCCAGUGCCACAUAGGCUUAGCCUAAUUGUAAUGCUUAUGUCUGAGUUUGGGUUAUCAGGUCAUAUGCCUUAUUAUGCAUAAUGUCUAUUAUGUUCUAGUGUUGAGUACACUGGUGGUCUAUCCAUCAUCAGAGGUUCUACUGAUGCCCACUCUGACUGUGGAGCCUUCAGGACGACAGGUGUACACUGAGGACACAGUCUCCUUGGCGUGUCAGUUACCUGGCCACUCUGGGCUGGYCUGGCAGUUCUACUGGCACAAAGACAGGCAGGACACUGGCCCUGUGGAGCAGAUGUGGGGCAGWGMUGGAGGUGGGGCGGUCUACCAACUGUGGCGUGCCUCUGUCACACACACAGGCCAGUACUGGUGCAGAGCAGGGAGAGGACAGCCAGUCUUSUACARCCAAUACAGCCAGGCAGUCUCUGUUAAUGUCAUUGAGCUCUUCACAUCAGUGACUUUGUCAGCAUCUCCUUCGACCGUGGUCAAAGAGMGCGGGGCUUUCAACCUCACCUGUGAGGCCCAGCUUAGCAACUGCAAACUGAGCCAACAUCAUGGUAACCACAGUCUACAUAGUCACCCUGAUCCUGACUGUAACUGGACCACAGUGGUUGUAACAUUCUCCUUCCUGAGGGACGGCUGGCCAGUGGCCAGGGACUCUGUCAGUGGGAUGUACAGCGUAGCGYGGGCUUCUAGCUGUCACAUGGGGACCUACAGCUGUGUGGCCAGAGCAGGCAGGGCCAGGAGGAGCAGUCAGGAGAUCAGCAUCACACUAGACAACCUGUCUCUGAUACUGGUCACCUGCUUUGGCACCUUCCUGAUCCUCUCCGUGGCUCCAUUGGCAUUUUUUGUGAGACUAUACGCGAUGAGACUGUGGCAGCUCAGAGGCAGAGGACAAGGAGAAUUGCAGUGCAAUGAGUGCAGUACAAUACAGGGACCAAAAUGAGAGGGAGGACAGGGGAGACGUGCUGUGAGAACUCAUGUAGCACACAUGGCACACAUUAGUGCACAGGUGUAGGAUCUUAAUUUGAUCACCCUGUUGCAUGUUUUUUACUCAAAAGAUUAAAACAGAUGUUUUAUUGUAAUCUUGCAGAUGUAUCUGGACCCAGCUGACUUGAGAAACUUUCUAUCAUUUAUUACAAAAUUGGAGAGUAGAAUAAUAAACAUAUAAUUAUUUGGAGAAUUUUGACCAAAGAAUGUUUUUGAUUUAUUUUCACCACAAUGUGGCACUCAAAUAAUACAUUGAUUCGACACUGCAACAUGCRUGUAUUGUCAAAUAGAGCCAACUCUUUUCUCAUAACAGGUUCCAUAUUUUUUAAAGAAAUAACUGCCCACCACCAGUUGAUUAAAAGUGAGUGUGAGUGAAUCUCAACAGUGUAAGGCAAGCUAUAAUAUGUUUGCCCUUAUGUUCCAUUUAUUGCUGAAUUGUUAGACCUAAAGGGUUGUAUGAUGAAUGAGCCAAGAUCUGAGAAUUGCAUUCUGUCUCCAUAUAAAUUCACAAAAAAAGAAACGUCCCUUUUUCAGGACCCUGUCUUUCAAAGAUAAUUCUUAAAAAUCCAAAUA
This is a messenger RNA of Salvelinus sp. IW2-2015, 2075 nucleotides long. Its product is annotated as low affinity immunoglobulin gamma Fc region receptor III-like. The record is from RefSeq and is a predicted model, not a curated record. Gene Ontology annotation, cellular component: plasma membrane. Gene Ontology annotation, biological process: cell surface receptor signaling pathway. Gene Ontology annotation, molecular function: transmembrane signaling receptor activity. NCBI's taxonomy places the organism in Eukaryota, Metazoa, Chordata, Actinopteri, Salmoniformes, Salmonidae.